AGUAAGAACACUACAUAAGAUGUGCAAUGAAAAUGUACUCCUCAGCUGCAUAAUAGAAGUUCAUUUUAGAAAGUCAUUUUGUAAAUGUGUGCAAAUACAAGAGUAGGAGAUGAAGAAAAUACCAUCUUGACUGGGCUGUUAAUCAUCAGUCUAGUGAAUCAAACAUGAAUUUAAUUUCAAUAUAUUCUAAUUGGAGGGGUAAGAUAGCAGUAAUUUCAAUUUAGAGGAAGGUAGAUUAAGUAGUAAGAGACAGCAGGUUAGGGGUUAAUCAAGCAAGAGAAAAAACUUCCAUUUCUUUGUAAAUUAUAAGUGUCAUUGUAUUCAAUCUCACAUCCUCCUACUAUCUUUCCCCCUCUUUCAUUUUCUUUGUAAAUGAUUAGAAAUUCAAAUGAAAUAGUGAGUCACUAUAUUUAGGAUAUAGUAAAUCUAGAGAAUGUUUUAUUCGAAGCAGAAACUUGUCGUGUUAGGAACCCGAGCUAAAGAAAGUAACAGAUCAUCGAUGUUGAAAUGUUGUUCAUCAUUGUGCUUGCAUUGUGUCUUUGUUUGACGGGAACACAACAUUAUAAAAUUAUCCAAAGUGAAAAUGUUGUCCUCAAUAAAAGCACCACUCUUCGGAUUGUGGUGCCAAAUAUGCGAAGACCGGUUGCUUGGAGUUGUGGUAACUAUAGAUAUGAAUGUGACACAACAUGCAUUAACAGCCCUGAUUUUAAAGUGACUCAGAGUGAAAACUCAUCUACUGUUUGGAUCCGAAAAGUUACUAAGGAUUCUUUGUCUUGGACAUUUUACGACUUAAACUUCAACAGUGGGAAAAUUGAUUUAAAUAUAAACGGUUUAAGAAAAUCAGAAACUUAUGAAAUUUCUCAAAAUGAAUAUGGUGUCCUCAGCGUAAGUGGCUAUCUUCGCAUUGAAAUACCAAACAUGAAAAGACCAGUCAUUUGGAGAUACCAGAAUUAUAAAUAUGAAUGUGACCUGACAUGCGCCAACAGCACUGAAUACAGAGUGACACAAAGUAGGAAUGUUUCGACUUUUUGGAUCCGAAACGUAACUAACGAGCGUUUAGAUUGGACAUUUUGUGACGACAACCUCAACUAUGGAAAAUUUGAUUUGAAGAUGCACAGUUUGACAAAAGCAGAAACUUAUAUUACCCAAAAUGUACCUGUUAUGCUAGGAGGAAAUGUUACUAUUCGUGUUGAAGCAAGCUUGAUAGAAACACCCAUUUCAUGGACAAACGGGCGAAAUAAUCUCCAAUGUAUGAUAAUUUGUGACAAGAACAACAAAUAUGAAAUUACUCACUUUGGUAACGUCUCAAUUCUUUCGAUCCGAAAUGUAACAGAAGAAGAUUUCACUUGGCGUUUUUGUGACUUCUAUUUCUGCUCUGAAAAUUAUACUUUAUUGAGGAAAGAUAUGGAAACAAAGAACAAUUUUGGAGCAAAUGGAUCAGAAAUCAGAAUCUUUGCCAUAGCCAUCUCUUCUAUAUUUGUCUUUGGAGUCAUCCUUCUCACAAUAUUCUUUACCAUAUCCAAAUACAGCUCUCGCAACAUUUGUAAGAGAUACAAAAGCCUCAUUUUACAAGGCAGCAUUAGGAAAAUAUUUUUCUGAGAACAAAUGUCGAUUUGUAACAUUGCUACUAUGGGAAAUAAUUCUUUGCUUUACAAGCUUUCACUUUACGAGUGGCUUUCGGUAGUAAAUUAUCUCAAAUAUAUCAA
Messenger RNA from Octopus bimaculoides (California two-spot octopus), 1706 nucleotides. RefSeq lists its product as uncharacterized. Lineage: Eukaryota; Metazoa; Mollusca; Cephalopoda; Octopoda; Octopodidae. The record is from RefSeq and is a predicted model, not a curated record.